UUUUCAUACCUUUAUGAAAUUUUACGGAGUGCAUUAUAGUGUUUUAAAGAUAUCCUUUAUGUUCCACUCCAUGAUUUCGAGGCACUUUAUACCUGAUUCCGUUACCUUUCUUCAUAAUUUACUACUAAGGUUAGUGGAAUGAGCUUUUUAAAAAAAAAUCUUCCCCUGGCUGCACUACAAUCGCCACUAUUUGAUUGUUUCUUCAAUAAAAAUACGUUCAAUGGAGAAUCGAUUUUUCUUAAAACUUAAGAACUAAACUUUCGUCGGCCAUGGUCAUCCGAAACGUCUGCUCUAUAACUUUCGUCGCUAAUACUUUUUAUACAAAGCACUUUAUGGCCCUAACGAUUCUACCCCAAACAACUACAGGUUGACUUACCUCAGAAUUGAGAAGUCCUUCGCUAACGACCGCGGAUUGAGAGUAUCCAGGUAAGAGAGGUUGUUCGUUGUUUGUUUUCUCUGGUGGGGCUACUUGGCUAACUGACGGAUUGAAGCCAAAGUUGCAGAGUUUUUUAAGUAGGGACAUGACAGGAAUCAAAACUGUAAAAGGGGCAAGGUUAUUAUUAGAUACGGAGGGAUUUGGACAACUCUUACUUGGUUUGUUGGAGAUUGGAGAUCUAUCCGAAAUGAUACAGGUUGUUGACCCCGCAUUCGAAGACUAUCGAAACUAGGAACUUCCCAGGUGGUCCUUGCUUGCCGGAUUCUAGUUGUAUUUCAUCAAAAAGCCUGUUAACAACUCAAAAGGUAAAAUUUUCAUUAUUUCUAGUUUAAUGAUGUUUUAAUUGUUUUUUUUUCAAUUUCAGAUGUCAAAACUUUUCUGAUGAUAAUGAUCGUGCUUGAAAAUCUGUUCUCAUUUUUUUGUCUUACAAUACAUUAGUCAAUUUAGCAAACAAUAGUUUACCGAACAAAAUUCGAAUGUAUAGCCCACCUUCUUUGAACAUCAUCUAAUGUAUUACUACUUUUUUCUUUUAAAUAAAAAUAAAACAACGCAAAACCAACAACAGGGCGUGUUCAUCUUCAACCUGGUGCAGUGGACCCCGGUCAAGUACCUCGGUUACUCGUAUCCAUUCUGGGCCCACGCCUUCGGCUGGUUCACCGCCCUGUCCUCGAUGCUGUGCAUCCCCGGCUACAUGUGGUGGCUCUGGAAGAACACCCCUGGCGAUCGCGCUAACAAAAUCCGACUCAUCGUCAGAAUCGAAGACAGCGUGGCACAGUUGCGCGAGAGGAUGCAGGCCGACCAGGAGAAGGCCAUGGAGAUGUAAGGAGCUGUGUGAGAGAGAUAGAGAUCGAAAGAUCUUCCAAUCGAACAUAACCCGAACGAACUCUACUCUGCUGCUUCCCCGUGAAAUCUUUUAAUACUAGUUGACGACGAGAUGUGACAACGCGACCCCGCAUGCGAUCUAGCUUAAGAUGAAAACUGAACGCGCACCACCCUAAACUUCAUUCACAAUCAGCAAUUUGUUGGAAGUUACGAUUUUUUCCUUAAGUAUUGUUGUGAAUGAUGUAAGAAAGCCCCCCAAGCUGGCUGCUUUUUUUUUUGUUUUUGUGUAAGGCUUUCGAUGGAACGAUUCCUCAUCAUUCUCUGUUGGUUUUACUACCACUUUCAUUUUGUAUGGAUCCCCCUUGAAAUGCAAUCCAGUUUUCGGUCCAUAGCGUAAUGUGACGUUUUUAACUCUACUGAACCUGUGUGUUGAGCGUUAUCUUCAACUGCUACUAGCAUAUACAUAUAUUUGUACUAUUGUUUUAUUGGUUAGGAAGUACCAGGUAUAAGUUGUAAUUUAUUUAGUAAUUAUUUUACUAACCAAUAGAUGUUCCGAUAGGGUUCACACCGACCUUUAAUCAAAUUUCGUUCACCUAGAAAGAUAAAAAAUAGAAAAAAUACACCCACCUACCCACAAAAUUAACCAUAUUAUUGUAAUAAAAAGUUACACAACACAACUAAGGGAAACCAAUGCUGCUACUAUAAAUACACUUUAAAGAGUAAAUUUAAUUCUAUACAUAAUAGCUAGGAUACGUUUGAGAACUUUUGCUUAAUGCUGUUUAAACUACUAUUAACGAGGAAGAAAAUAUUUAGAAGAGAAAAAUUAAACUAACCAACAAGAACAACAACAAUCCCUCGGAUAGGUUUCGGAUUAGCUGUUAAAAUUACUACUAAUACUACUAGCAGUAAAUUAAAUAUUCGAGCGAACACAAGGCAAAGCGAACUAACACCAUCAAUCAAUCAAUCGAGCAAUGGCACCCCCACUAAUUACUAACUAACGCAACAACAACAACAAAAAAUAUAGGAAACAGAAGAAAAAACAACUCAAUCUAGCAUUUUCUAGCGUUACUGACUCCGCAGAGUCACACGAGCGAAGUAAAGUUCCUAUCAGUGUCUAGAGAAAGAGAGAGAGAGAUAUGUCUAGGAGUCAGUGAUGAAUAAAAAAUGUUAUUUGUA
This is a messenger RNA of Uranotaenia lowii, 2434 nucleotides long. Its product is annotated as sodium- and chloride-dependent GABA transporter 1-like. The transcript has 2 exons. The coding region runs from base 945 to 1259 and encodes 104 amino acids. Lineage: Eukaryota; Metazoa; Arthropoda; Insecta; Diptera; Culicidae. Gene Ontology annotation, cellular component: membrane. The record is from RefSeq and is a predicted model, not a curated record.